AUGUCUCUUACCCUCUCACUUAACGGAACCGAGUCUACAUUAAGUGUGAAUUUUCUGCAUCCCAUAGUAUUGGGUGAGGGUGACUUUGAAUGCGCGCUAAUUUACUUGAAAACAUUCAACUCGAUACCCAAUGUGGAUGAGAGUAAUAAUCUGUUUCAUUAUGGUGCAGACAACGUCAUCACCAUUCCUGAGGGCUCUUAUGACCUGGACGAUAUCAUUCAAUAUCUGGAGCGUGAACUUUUGCGAGAAGCCAAGGAUGAUCCCUUUAAAUUAAUCGAUAUAGAAGCCAACACGAAUACAAUGAAAUGCUCAUUUCACUCUCCAUAUUAUGAUAUACAUUUCGAGCGAGAGAACAGUAUUGGAAGUGUUUUUGGUUUGUCACAAAAAGUAUUACCAAAAAAUCAACUACAUGAAUCAGAUCAAGCGAUAAACAUCCUAAUCAGCAAUUCUAUAAAAGUAGAGUGUAAUAUUAUUCAAGGUUCAUUCAUCAAUAACGAAUCAUCACAUGUGCUUCACGAAUUCUCACCAUCAGUGCCACCCGGAUAUCAAAUUAUUGAGUGUCCAUCACACCCGGUUUACUUGCCUUUGAAGGUGAAUACGAUUCAAAAUCUCCAUAUACGUCUAGUGAAUGAACAAAGGGACCUUGUCAACUUGAGGAAAGAGAACAUAUCACUCCGUCUUCAUAUAAGAAAAAAAUAA
Arctia plantaginis is the source of this 699-nucleotide messenger RNA. NCBI's taxonomy places the organism in Eukaryota, Metazoa, Arthropoda, Insecta, Lepidoptera, Erebidae. The record is from the annotation of a GenBank genome assembly.